Molecule: messenger RNA, 1143 nt
Organism: Linum tenue
Lineage: Eukaryota; Viridiplantae; Streptophyta; Magnoliopsida; Malpighiales; Linaceae
Source: the annotation of a GenBank genome assembly
AUGGUCCACUUGAUCAUCACCCGAAAAGGUCAAGUUCCCAGCAAACCAGAUGAGGUCCUGACUCAGCAGCAGCAGCAGCUCAUAACUGCUGAUCUCACCUCAAUCAUUGUCCAGUUGAUAUCCACUGCUGGUACCCUGCUGCCAUCAGUCAAGACAAUCGGACAGUUCGGACAGUUCACACCAAAACCAGCUGCUGUGUCUCCCGAGCAGCAACAGCAGCAGCAGUCUAACAACAGUAUGGAUGUCGAACACAACUACUCCACCACCGAAGAGCAUGAAGAACAUGAGGACGGUGAAACCGAGCAUCUCCCACCUGGUUCUUACGAGAUUCUACAGCUCGAGAAGGAAGAAAUCCUGGCCCCGCACACUCACUUCUGCACUAUAUGUGGGAAAGGUUUCAAGCGGGAUGCCAACUUGAGAAUGCACAUGAGAGGCCACGGUGACGAGUAUAAGACUCCUGCAGCCCUCGCAAAGCCUCCAACGGUAAAAGAAGUGGGCUCAGCCGCAGAGCCCGUGAUCAUCAAGAGAUACUCAUGCCCUUUCUCGGGCUGCAAGCGGAACAAGGACCACAAGAAGUUCCAGCCUCUCAAAACGAUCCUCUGUGUCAAGAACCACUACAAGAGAACUCACUGCGACAAGAGCUAUGUGUGCAGCAGGUGCAACACCAAGAAGUUCUCGGUCAUGGCUGACCUCAAGACCCACGAGAAGCACUGCGGGAGGGACAAGUGGCUUUGCUCUUGCGGGACCACCUUCUCCAGGAAGGACAAGCUGUUCGGACACAUCGCGCUGUUCCAAGGACACACCCCUGCCAUUCCUCCCGACGAAACCAAGACAGUCGUUGCUCUUGCUCCUACUGAUGCUGCUGCUGCUGCAAACAAGCUCGCUGAUGGCAGUGGCCUUGCUACCAUGGACUUCAAUUCUGGUGCUCAAGCUCUCAUGGACUUCAAGUCAGUCGAUGAUCCUGCUGGUGCGGCCGCUGUCGCAAGCUGCUUCUCCCCUUUGAACUUCGAUUCGUGCAAUUUCGUUGGUGGGUUUCCCGAGUUCAAUCGACAGGGGUUCGACGAUUCUGAGGCUUCAUUCUCGUUUCUGUUGUCUGGCGGGUCGUGUAAUUACAGCAGCCAGAAAACUGGAGGGGAAUCCUAG